This is a messenger RNA of Gorilla gorilla gorilla (western lowland gorilla), 6815 nucleotides long. RefSeq names its product solute carrier family 26 member 6 (gene SLC26A6). NCBI's taxonomy places the organism in Eukaryota, Metazoa, Chordata, Mammalia, Primates, Hominidae. The transcript is spliced from 21 exons. Gene Ontology annotation, biological process: sulfate transmembrane transport. Gene Ontology annotation, cellular component: membrane. The record is from RefSeq and is a predicted model, not a curated record. Bases 4339 to 6552 code for a protein of 737 amino acids. Gene Ontology annotation, molecular function: secondary active sulfate transmembrane transporter activity.
GGGGAUGACGGCGUGGACGAGGAACAGCUGAGGGCGACAGAGGAUCUAGGCUAACAGGAGAGACUCCAGGAGUGGGGGCAGAUCCCAAGGCAGCCUCCUGCUCCCCAGUGGUGGGUGCCCCAGCUCUACCUGGUGUGGCAGGGCUGAGGCUCCAUGUGCAUCUGUGAGCAUGCGUGUGACAGGUGCAGAGACGGGGGACUGGAGGGAGACUUUUAUACGUUUUGUACCUUUGUAACCAGAGAGAUGCUUAUGUUAUUUUUCAGCUUUUCUGUCUCCUGGGGGGUUUGAGGCUGGGCUGGGAGGGGGAGGGAGAUAGAGGGAGAGAUGCAGUUUGACCCCAUUUGGGUCCUGAGCAAACCCUAUGCUCAUCUCUCUCUCCUUCCUGGGGUGGACUCAGAUGGGUGGGACACAUGCCUUCCUCCCCCUAUUCCACCCCCAAGUUGAUCUGAGUAUCGUCAGGGGCCCAAAGUACAGAAUUGUUCUUUGCUUUUUAUUGAAUGCUCCAAAGGCCAAACUUCUGGGGCUGGGGGUUGGUCUUGGAAACAGGGGUCCUCUGACUUCCUCAUGGGGGCUCGCUCAUACCGCCCCUCCUGGUGGAUGUGUGUGUUUAUUAUGUGGAGUCCCUGCCACUUACUGCCUUAUGACCUAGGACUGAUGCUGUGGGGUGCUGGUGGAGCAGCUGAUGUCGUGUUUACAGAGCAAGGCUUCCCUGUCUCCCACGGGGAAGGGCUCGGGCCUCUAGUCAGACAUUCCUGCAGAGGGUCGGUGGAGGGGUCAUUCACCUGCCCCUGCAGCAAGCAAAAGUUGUCUGUGGUGCCAUUUGAUUCCCUGACACUGCCCCCUGCUUGAAUUGAUUCUGAAGGGUAGGGUGGGAAGGUGAGCAAAGGGAGCAGAAACAAGUGAACUCAAGACCCAGAAUGUAGGUGCCACUGCCUCCUAUGUUUACAGGAUCCUCCGUGGCCCUAGGCACCUGGGCUGCAGGAAGUGACUCCGUUCCACUCCUCCUUUAUUCCCUUAAAAAGGGAAAAAUGACUGUUACGACCCUGUUCACAAAACUCUUACUUUUGCUAUUUUGUCUGCUGUCCAGAACUGAAGACUUUAAAAUUUUGUUACUGUUUACAAGUCCAGAUUCAAAAAAUGUUUUUACUUUGUUUACAACUCAAAACUUUGAGUUUUACACUUUGUUUACAGUAGGUACUUUUUUUUCCUUUGUUUACAAGUGAAAGGUAGGGAAAGUGGGAGAGGGACUUGGAGGACCCACCUGUGAGGACCCUGACCUGGCCAUCUUGAGGGGUUUUCUAACCCCCAGCUCUCCCAGGCCGAAGGUCAGCCUUGAGUCCCGUUUAACAGCAGACCCAGAAGACCUUGAGAGUAGGCGUCCUCUAACCACUGGGGAGAGUGGCUGUGCAGACACCUCCUCCCCACCACCCCAUGCAUACUCUUGGGAAGCAGUUUCCUGGGAGAUUAGAAAUUCUACUUCCCUGACUGGAGCUAAAUCCCACCAGCCAGGACCCAAACUCUCCUUACCCAGAAGGACCCCAGCUCUUGAAGGGCUGAGUGGCCUGCUGGGGGUGGGAGGGUGUCUUUACUAUGUCCUAGGUUUCGUAGAUGCCCCUCUCUGGGGUUCCCCUCCUCCAGCCCAGCGGCCCUCUUUCCUGUCUGUGUAAAUUGUUCCGUGAAGCCGCGCUCUGUUUUGGGAAUAAACUUCUAUAGAAAACAGUUGUUGCCUUUUCCUGUUGGGGGCUGGGGAGGUAGGAUGGAAGCUGUGAAUGAUUCAAGCCAGACUGACCUUUGGGAGGAAUCUGAGCCCCUCCCAAGAAUAUCCAGCUAUUUUUAGCCCAUUUCAUGGCAGCUCUCUUUCACCUUGAAAUCUGGCCCCUCACUUUGUGAUUGGGGCCUGAUGUUGGAGCACAGGUGCUGAAAAUAAGGUGCUAAGGGAAACCUCCCCGUUGGUCAAGGCAACGGCAACAGGACUUCCUAAUUCUUCAGGGUCUGCAGCCCUGACCCGGCAUUUUUUGCCCUCACCUGCGGUGAAACCAACCUGAGGAACUGCUCUUGCAGUUCCUGCCUUGCCCACCCAACAGCACUGACGCCCACCCAACAGCACCGACCCCCACCAUUCUCCUCGGCGGCCCGCGCAGUAACCUUCUGGGAGCUACGUCCGGGCUGUGCUUAGUGCAGCGGAGGGGAUCCUCCAACCAUUUCUGGCCUGGGUGGCCAGAGUUAAAGGGGAGGACUUGGGGACCGUCGGCUCCGGGUCUCAAAGAGAUGCGUAGUCUCAGAAAGCCUGCGGGUGGCGCUCUCAGCUGAAGGCAAGAGAGGCCCCACAGACCUGGAUCCCCUACGAGUAAAGGCUGGGGUCACCGGCCAGUGGAGUUUCCUUUUCCCACUCCGUGAGUACCUUCCGCCGAGCCAGGACCUGGGAUCAGCUCCAACCUACUCAGGGCCUGGGGGCGCGACUACGGCCAGCCCGGCGCGGGUGCUUAGUUCCAGUUCUGCAGUCCCAUCCAGCUCCGGGCAGAGGGCCGGGCGAGCAGCGAGAGGCCUCAUAGGCCAGGUCGCCGGGGAGGAAGCGGUUAAAUCCUCCUUCUCCAGUCUCUCCCCGCCCGGCGCGCGCCACUUAGGCCCCGCCCCAGCGCGCUGAUUGGCCCAAGCCUCCCCGUCCUGCCCCGGGAUUAGCCCCCGGGAGCGCGCAGCUGGCCUCACCCGGUCCCGGCGCCGCCUUCCGGAGCGUAGCGGCCUCUAGCCCGAGCAGCAGGAGCAGCCCGCACCGGACAACUUGCGAGCCAUGGGGCUGGCGGAUGCGUCGGGGUGAGUUCAGCUCACAGCCCCGCGCGAGCGCCUCGCUGGAGCAGGCAUUCUCCGCUUGCGACGCCUCGGUUUACCUCUGCCGAUUUUCUGCAGGCGGCUGCCCCUCUGCAGCAAGGGGUGGGGGCGGGAGCCGGCGCGACCCCAGUCCCUUGGGCUGUGCGGAAAGCCGCUGGUGUGACGCCCGAGGGCCAUCCCGGGCCACAGGGAGGCAGCUGCGUGCGGAGGAGACCGGCCAGGAGAUGUGCCGGCGGGGGUGCGUGGGGGCCGGGAGUCCCUGGCAGCGGCCCGUGGACUAGCUGCUUUCAGCUGAGUCCCGAGUCCACCCAGCUCCACUGACCCCGGAGUGAGCGCUCCGGCCUUUCUGGCCCCAGUUGCCUUCCUACAGGGAGGGGCCAAUGAUCAAGGCUCCGCCCUCCAAACGCGGGUCCCAAGUUGUCGGGGGAGGGAGCCCUUUAAGAAGACCUGAGUGACUCACGUAGGAAAGGAGAGGGGGCUCUACGAUCUCCUUGAGAUAGCGGUCCCAGGAGUCUCUGAGGAUCUUCCUUGCACCCACUCCACACUCCUCCAACAGUACAGCCAGGUUAGAGGCGCUUCCCAGGUGAGUUCCUGUCCCUCAAAUGGGAUCCUCUCCCCAGGUCAGGGCUUUUCCUAGAUCAGAACUUUCCUGACUGGUGAAAGCUUCCCCAACAGGCUAGAGUUUUCCCCCAGGUAAGAUCCUUCUGUGAGAUCUAUUCCCAGGUGACAGCUUUUCCCCAUUCCACGUGGGAGCCUCCCCCCAGGUCAGAGCUUUCUCCACGGGAGAGUAUCCCCCAGGUGGGAGCCUCUCCCUCUAGGUGAGAGAUUGCCACUCCAAGAGCAAGCUCCUUGUCAGGUGAGAGCCAGUCCUUUGCUUCCCCAUAACAGGCCUGAGCCAUCUACAACCUGGACCCUGGGGCUGGAGGCCCAGGGGCAAGCUUGGCCCCAACACUUUCCUUCCCUUAGAGGGGAGGGUCUCAUCUGAGGCCUGAGGCUUGGGAAAGGAGUUGCUUGAGGAGCUGGACCCCUGGUUUGCUGGACCCCUUCCCUGAGUGUACUCUCAGCCAGCAGUGGGCUCCUGGGGCAGCUGGAGGAGGACCUGGGGACUGGACAGGGAUUGGCUAGGGGAGAGGGAUUGGGUGGGGGAGGGAGCAGCCUGGGACCUGGACUGGUAGAACACUCAGCACUGGGCUGCCACAUCUCUGCUGGAGGUAUAGAUAGUGCUCAUCCUGCAGUCCCUACUUGGGGGACUUUGUCCUAGAAAGAGGCUUUCUCACCAGCCAAAGUUCAGGUACUGCCCCUGUCUGAGUUUGGACAUGUGGCCCACAGAUGCCAGCUGGGGGCUGGAAUACUGUACCUUGAUCUUAGGGCCUGGAAAAAUCAGGUAGGUAACUCUCUGGUCCUAGGUGGAGGUGUAGGGGAGGUUGGGCCAGGGAUGCCUUCACUGUGUCUCUCUGGUCUUGCCACCCCAGACCGAGGGACACACAGGCACUGCUGUCUGCAACACAAGCAAUGGAGCUGCGGAGGCGAGACUACCACAUGGAACGGCCGCUGCUGAACCAGGAGCAUUUGGAGGAGCUGGGGCGCUGGGGCUCAGCACCUAGGACCCGCCAGUGGCAGACCUGGUUGCAGUGCUCCCGUGCUCGGGCCUAUGCCCUUCUGCUCCAACACCUCCCGGUUUUGGUCUGGUUACCCCGGUAUCCUGUGCGUGACUGGCUCCUGGGUGACCUGUUAUCCGGCUUGAGUGUGGCCAUCAUGCAGCUUCCGCAGGGCUUGGCCUACGCCCUCCUGGCUGGAUUGCCCCCCGUGUUUGGCCUCUAUAGCUCCUUCUACCCUGUCUUCAUCUACUUCCUGUUUGGCACUUCCCGGCACAUCUCCGUGGGGACCUUUGCUGUCAUGUCUGUGAUGGUGGGCAGUGUGACAGAAUCCCUGGCCCCGCAGGCCUUGAACGACUCCAUGAUCAAUGAGACAGCCAGAGAUGCUGCCCGGGUACAGGUGGCCUCCACACUCAGUGUCCUGGUUGGCCUCUUCCAGGUGGGGCUGGGCCUGAUCCACUUCGGCUUCGUGGUCACCUACCUGUCAGAGCCUCUUGUCCGAGGCUAUACCACAGCUGCAGCUGUGCAGGUCUUCGUCUCACAGCUCAAGUAUGUGUUUGGCCUCCAUCUGAGCAGCCACUCUGGGCCACUGUCCCUCAUCUAUACAGUGCUGGAGGUCUGCUGGAAGCUGCCCCAGAGCAAGGUUGGCACCGUGGUCACUGCAGCUGUGGCUGGGGUGGUGCUCGUGGUGGUGAAGCUGUUGAAUGACAAGCUGCAGCAGCAGCUGCCCAUGCCGAUACCCGGGGAGCUGCUCACGCUCAUCGGGGCCACAGGCAUCUCCUAUGGCAUGGGUCUGAAGCACAGAUUUGAGGUAGAUGUCGUGGGCAACAUCCCUGCAGGGCUGGUGCCCCCAGUGGCCCCCAACACCCAGCUGUUCUCAAAGCUCGUGGGCAGCGCCUUCACCAUCGCUGUGGUUGGGUUCGCCAUUGCCAUCUCACUGGGGAAGAUCUUCGCCCUGAGGCACGCCUACCGGGUGGACAGCAACCAGGAGCUGGUGGCCCUGGGCCUCAGUAACCUCAUCGGAGGCAUCUUCCAGUGCUUCCCCGUGAGUUGCUCUAUGUCUCGGAGCCUGGUACAGGAGAGCACCGGGGGCAACUCGCAGGUUGCUGGAGCCAUCUCUUCCCUUUUCAUCCUCCUCAUCAUUGUCAAACUUGGGGAACUCUUCCAUGACCUGCCCAAGGCGGUCCUGGCAGCCAUCAUCAUUGUGAACCUGAAGGGCAUGCUGCGGCAGCUCAGCGACAUGCGCUCCCUCUGGAAGGCCAAUCGGGCGGAUCUGCUUAUCUGGCUGGUGACCUUCACGGCCACCAUCUUGCUGAACCUGGACCUUGGCUUGGUGGUUGCGGUCAUCUUCUCCCUGCUGCUCGUGGUGGUCCGGACACAGAUGCCCCACUACUCUGUCCUGGGGCAGGUGCCAGACACGGAUAUUUACAGAGAUGUGGCAGAGUACUCAGAGGCCAAGGAAGUCCCGGGGGUGAAGGUCUUCCGCUCCUCGGCCACCGUGUACUUUGCCAAUGCUGAGUUCUACAGUGAUGCGCUGAAGCAGAGGUGUGGUGUGGAUGUCGACUUCCUCAUCUCCCAGAAGAAGAAACUGCUCAAGAAGCAGGAGCAGCUGAAGCUGAAGCAACUGCAGAAAGAGGAGAAGCUUCAGAAACAGGCUGCCUCCUCCAAGGGCACCUCAGUUUCCAUUAAUGUCAACACCAGCCUUGAAGACAUGAGGAGCAACAACGUUGAGGACUGCAAGAUGAUGGUGAGCUCAGGAGAUAAGAUGGAAGAUGCAACAGCCAGUGGUCAAGAAGACUCCAAGGCCCCAGAUGGGUCCACACUGAAGGCCCUGGGCCUGCCUCAGCCAGACUUCCACAGCCUCAUCCUGGACCUGGGUGCCCUCUCCUUUGUGGACACUGUGUGCCUCAAGAGCCUGAAGAAUAUUUUCCAUGACUUCCGGGAGAUUGAGGUGGAGGUGUACAUGGCGGCCUGCCACAGCCCUGUGGUCAGCCAGCUUGAGGCUGGGCACUUCUUCGAUGCAUCCAUCACCAAGAAGCAUCUCUUUGCCUCUGUCCAUGAUGCUGUCACCUUUGCCCUCCAACACCCGAGGCCUGUCCCCGACAGCCCUGUUUCGGACACCAGACUCUGAACAUGCUACAUCCUGCCCAAGACUGCACCUCUGGAGGUGCAGGGCACCCUUGAGAAGCCCCUCACCCCUAGGCCGUCUCCAGGUGCUACCCAGGAGUCCCCUCCAUGUACACACACACAACUCAGGGAAGGAGGUCCUGGGACUCCAAGUUCAGCGCUCCAGGUCUGGGACAGGGCCUGCAUGCAGUCAGGCUGGCAGUGGCGUGGUACAGGGAGGGAACUGGUGCAUAUUUUAGCCUCAGGAAUAAAGAUUUUUCUGCUCAA